CAGAUCCCGGAGCGGCGGCAGCGCAGCCUCUUCCCCCGGGAAGUCGUCCGGGCUUGAGGCCGGGCCCCAGACGCCCCGUUAGGCGCCGCGGUGCUGCCGUUGGUGCUGGGCACUGCCACCCCCAGCCCAUGAGCACCCCAGCCUGCUGACUGCCGCUUCACACCUGUCCAUCCUCCGACGGCCACACCAUGUCCGGCUCCUACGAUGAGGCCUCCCUAGCUCCGGAGGAGACCACUGACAGCUUCUGGGAGGUGGGGAACUACAAGCGGACAGUGAAGCGCAUCGAUGACGGGCACCGCCUGUGCAACGACCUGAUGAACUGCGUGCAGGAGCGCGCCAAGAUCGAGAAGGCCUACGGGCAGCAGCUCACAGACUGGGCCAAGCGCUGGCGCCAGCUCAUCGAGAAAGGCCCACAGUAUGGCAGCCUGGAGCGGGCCUGGGGUGCCAUCAUGACGGAGGCGGACAAGGUGAGCGAACUGCACCAGGAGGUGAAGAACAACCUACUGAAUGAGGACCUGGAGAAGGUCAAGAACUGGCAGAAGGACGCCUAUCACAAGCAGAUCAUGGGCGGCUUCAAGGAGACCAAGGAGGCUGAAGAUGGCUUCCGCAAGGCCCAGAAGCCGUGGGCCAAGAAGAUGAAGGAGCUGGAGGCAGCCAAGAAGGCCUACCAUCUGGCCUGCAAAGAGGAGAAGCUGGCCGUGACACGGGAGAUGAACAGCAAGACGGAGCAGUCAGUCACACCCGAGCAGCAGAAGAAGCUUCAGGACAAAGUGGACAAGUGCAAGCAGGAUGUGCAGAAGACGCAGGAGAAGUAUGAGAAGGUGCUAGAUGAAGUGGGCAAGACCACACCCCAGUACAUGGAGGGCAUGGAGCAGGUGUUUGAACAGUGCCAGCAAUUUGAGGAAAAACGGCUGGUCUUCCUCAAGGAGGUGCUGCUGGACAUCAAACGUCACCUCAACCUAGCUGAGAAUAGCAGCUAUGUCCAUGUGUACCGGGAGUUGGAACAGGCCAUCCGGAGUGCUGACGCCCAGGACGACCUCAGAUGGUUCCGCAGCACCAGCGGCCCUGGCAUGCCCAUGAAUUGGCCCCAGUUUGAGGAGUGGAACCCAGACCUCCCUCACACCACCACCAAGAAGGAGAAACAGCCUAAGAAGGCAGAGGGGGUGGUGCUGACCAAUGCCACUGGGGUGGUGGAGUCCACAUCUCAGGCUGGGGACCGUGGCAGCGUUAGCAGCUAUGACAGGAGCCAGCCUUAUACUACUGAGUGGUCAGACGAUGAGAGCGGGAACACAUUUGGGGGCAAUGAGGCCAACGGGGGCGCCAACCCUUUCGAGGACGACGCCAAGGGAGUGCGUGUGCGGGCGCUCUAUGACUACGAAGGCCAGGAGCAGGAUGAGCUCAGCUUCAAGGCUGGAGACGAGCUCACCAAGCUGGGCGAGGAGGACGAGCAGGGCUGGUGCCGCGGGCGGCUGGACAGCGGGCAGUUCGGCCUCUAUCCUGCCAACUACGUGGAGGCCAUCUAGCUGCCCUGCUGCCCCCCGCAAAACCCCCCACUCCUCCCCCACCCCCUUCCCACUCUUGUCACCUCCCCUCGCCAUAGAGUUCCAGACAUAUUUUACGAUCAAGCUUUUAUUUUUUUAAAAGUCAAUACUGAACAAAACAAAAAAUACAAAGAGAUGGAGCAUUUGCAGGGCCACCUGGAGGCCAGGCUGCUGGACUUGGGGUGAUGGCCCUGGGUAGGUGAGGGUCUUACAACUUAGCCCAACAGAGACAUCACAACAUCUACUCUUUAGAUCCCACCAGAGUCUCCUGAGCCCUGAGAGAUGUCUCCCGGCCCCGUCCAUCUUACUUCACUGCGCCCAUCCCCCGUCCCCACCCCAGGCUGCCAGUACCUGCUGCCCCCUUCCCUGGGCCUGGUUUUCGGGGCCCCCUCCUCCUGCCCCACCUUGCUCCCCUUUCACUACCACCCUCCUCUCAGAGGCCUCCCCUCCAACCAAGACAAGGGGCCUCCCAGUGUUUAGUCUCCCACUGUGCCCUGGGAGUACCCUUCUCCCCUGGGCCUCACCCCACAGGAUUGGUGGCACUGGAAGAGGAAUGGUCACCCUCUUCUCCAGAUGAAGAGGGUUGAGCUGGAGGUGGUGACAGAGUCGCUGUGGUGCAGUAGGAUCCACGAGCAGGGAGCCGGCCUGUCCUUCCACCGCAGGCUCAGCGGCGGGAAUGGGACCUGCUAGGCCUUCUGUCCAGCUGUCCAUGCUUCAGGCCUGCGCUCCUCCUCAGAGCCAUACCCUUCAGUAUGUGCAGCCUUCCCCCCACAAGUUCUCAGGCAGAGGGGAGGGGCCCCAAAGCCCAGGGCAAAGCCAGCAACAGUAGCAGCCUCCUUCCAUUUCCUGGGGGGCAGGGUAUCUUGCCCACCCACCCAUGUUCCCUCCACAUCCGUCUAAAACCAGAGAAUCACUGGGUUCAGCCAACCUUCAGAGACUAACCUCGGGGCUCCCAUUCCUCUCUGUCCUCUGUCCUGCCUGGGGGGACAGCACGGGCCCUGGCAGCUUCCAGCCUGGGGCCAUCAGGGAAGGCCUGCAGCCCCUAGGAGAGGCAGAUGGGCAGGGCAGUCACCGUGUCUUCCUUCCUGUCCUCUCCCUACAACCACAGCCCAGCCGUGGAGCAGAAUCCCCCCGCCGGCAGCCCCCGCCCCAUCCCUCCAAGCCUGGGCCUCUCUCUGUCAAAGGACUUUGGGGGGAGGAGAGGGAGGGCCUGCCCGGAGCAGGAGUGUUUCCUGGUGCUGGGUUGCCAAGCAUCACUACCAGGGAGCAGCCCCUCCCACGCGACUGGGGGAGGCCUACCUGGGAAGCAGACCAAGGCAGGACAAGACCCCUAGAGGUGGGGGACUGGCUGGAAGAGGAGUCUCAGAACCUCCGAGUGAGGCCCUGAGACCUGCAGCACCAGGAGAGCCCUGCGCACGGGGAUGCCUCUUCUGGGCCCUGCUCCCUCCAGAGCACCUGCCCCUGGGCCUCUAGGUGAAGACAGUGUGAUACCCCAGCCCCUCUGGCACCCCUCAGCCUCUUGUUCUUCUUCUCCCCACAGCCCACUGUUAGGUCACAGACCCCAGCCUCAGGCCCUGACCCUGUUCCUAGGAGCACAGAGGAUCUUGGCAAACUCUGGCAGGGGUCUGAGCUGGGGCAGGCCUCCCCAGAGAAGUUGGGGGGAUGGGGAUGAUGGCUCUCCUAAAGACAGGCAGACUACCCCCCACCCCCACGGUACACGCUUUCUUGUCACUGUUCUCUGGGCCUCUGCUGCACCCUGAGGUGUGCCCUAGACCCUUCAGAGCUUGGAGCACGAUUUUGGAAACCCUCAGCCCUCCCAACUCCAGAAGAAAACCUUCUGCCUCCUCCAAGCAGGAGUUGGGGUCGGGGGCCUCUGCCCUUCACCACCUACCACUGGAAGUCAGGGAGCUGCCACAUCUGCACCUUGGGGCCUGGGCUCCCCCUCUCUGCCAGCAGCUUCCCAGCACCUGGGGACGGGCAGUGGCCCUGGCUGUCCCCUCAGCCCUUUAACUGUCCACUCCGGGGCAGGGACUCAAAACCCCAUUCCUCCUGAGCAAUCGGUCCCCAGGCUCCUCGGGCCCCGGAGUGGGAGGGUCUCGCCUGGAAGACCCCCUGAGAUCCCGGGGCCCAGACCCACCUGUCAGUGCUGGUAUCAGGGCCCUCACCACUGAGCAUAGGGGCCGUGCCCCUCACUGUGCCCACCAAGUCCUGUAGCCCCUGCCCGCACCGCAGUGCUGCUGGCCCCCCGCCCCCCUCCCCGGGCUCGGCGAGUAGUGUUUCAUCCCGAGUUAACCACGUUCUGCGGCCUGGCUCUGCAAGGAGCCAGGGCUGCCCGCGCCUCUGCCGCCCUGGGCUUCCUGACCAUUAGUCCGACACUUGUGAAACUCUGAGAAGUGCUGUGGUCUCAGCAAUGCACCUGUUUUGUACAUGAUUGUGUAUUUAAAGGUAUAUAAAUACAAAUCUAUAUAUAUAUAUAAGUUGUGAUUGUAUGACUGUGGAUAAAAUCCAGAACUGUGUCAACCUG
This is a messenger RNA of Molossus molossus (Pallas's mastiff bat), 4065 nucleotides long. RefSeq names its product protein kinase C and casein kinase substrate in neurons 1 (gene PACSIN1). The record is from RefSeq and is a predicted model, not a curated record. Gene Ontology annotation, molecular function: phospholipid binding; protein binding. Lineage: Eukaryota; Metazoa; Chordata; Mammalia; Chiroptera; Molossidae. Gene Ontology annotation, cellular component: endosome; plasma membrane; cytoplasm. The coding region runs from base 189 to 1523 and encodes 444 amino acids. Gene Ontology annotation, biological process: neuron projection morphogenesis; regulation of endocytosis; cytoskeleton organization. The transcript has 10 exons.